Salvia miltiorrhiza (redroot sage) is the source of this 1660-nucleotide messenger RNA. RefSeq names its product dnaJ protein P58IPK homolog A-like. Gene Ontology annotation, molecular function: protein binding. The record is from RefSeq and is a predicted model, not a curated record. Bases 932 to 1249 code for a protein of 105 amino acids. The transcript has 6 exons. NCBI's taxonomy places the organism in Eukaryota, Viridiplantae, Streptophyta, Magnoliopsida, Lamiales, Lamiaceae. Gene Ontology annotation, cellular component: endoplasmic reticulum lumen.
AUUUUUGAUAAUAAAUUAUGUUAUCUAAUUUUUUAGUACUGAGCGAAGAAAUACAGUGAGGCCCUUUCUAAACUUAAUGCUGCUAUAGAGGCAAAUCCAGCACUCGCAGAAGCAUAUCGGCAUCGGGCAUCCAUUCUAUGUCAACUGUGCAGCCACUGAGUUACAUGAAAAGGGCAGCAGCUACACUUGUUCUGGUCUGAGCAGACUACCAGCUGGAGGUUUAGAGCAUUAAGUCAUGGAAGAGCUCAAGGCCUCCAAAGCUGAAAGUAACCUUCUCAUUAUAUGGUUAAUUGAUUGUGAUAUAUUGCCAAACUCCGCUUUGUUCUCUCCCUUUUAGGAGAGGCCAAACAGAAAGCAGGUGAUCUGGUCAUGAAUGGAAGGGUUAUAAGUUACUUUUUUGUUUAUUAGACUAUACAUCCGUGUAGCAGUUAGUAUAAAUUAAGCAUUGCCCGUCUAUUGGCUUUGGCUAUUAGGUGAGACGUUCAUUAGCAUGGUACCAAAGUGUUGAAAAAUUUUCUUGAACUCAAACUCAAUGGAACCCCAAUUAAUAAACCGAAAAACGUGAAAGCUUCAGUAAGAAGUUAUUAUCAGAUAUUUGAGGCAGCAUUUGUACUUAUUAUAUAUUAAAUGAAUUUCUGAUAAAAUAAUUAUGAAAUUUUAAAAAAAUACGAGAAAUUGUCUGAUUGUGUUUGCUUCCCCCAGAUUACGUGAAGUCUCAUUUGCUUCUUUUCCAUUCCAGGGGUAUUAAGAUAGUAAAUAUUGCAAAAUGAGACGUUGAAUGUUGCUCUGAAGUCUUAUCUAUCUUUUUUCCCAUCUCAUGUAUUUCUUACUUAGACAUUACCAAAAGGGACUUCGUCUUGCCCUGAGCAUGGGGAACUGAAGAGAUCAUAUUUUGGAUUGAAAAAACUCCUUAAAAAAACUAAAAGUGCAGAUGAUAAUGCAAGCAAUGGUUCAGGUGAAACUUGGUAGGGGAGACGAUGCUGUGACAAGUUGCACAGAAGCACUUGAAAUUGAUGGAGAUUUAGUUGAAGCACUAGUCCAGAGAGGUGAGGCGAAGCUUUUAGUUGAAGAUUGGGAAGGAGCUGUGGCUGACCUAAGAUCAGCAGCAGAGAAGUCACCUCGGGCGCUGCUCGAUUCCAAGGGCUUAGGCUAUGUCACGUUUUCAGAAGUUUUACUUCUCCGGAAAGUUUUGUUUGAUCAACACUUCCAACUUCCAAGUAUUGAUUUCCAUUUGAUCGAAAAAGCAUAGCUGGAUAUGUUUGUUUGUGGAUGCUUCACACCCAAUGUGGUACAAUUUCUCUUAUUUUUUUUAUUACUCAGACUGUACUUCUUUAUAGCUAUUUUGUUUUUGCACUAGUGAUGUUCACUUCUGUCAGCACUUGGUUUGGUCCAUUGUCUAAAUUUCUAUCAAUGGAGUCGUUCCCCACCCUGGAGCUACUUUACCACUGUAAUGACUAGAAGUGAUACUGAUAAUAAUGAUCCACAUAAAAGGGCUACAUAUCCUAAUAUCAUCAUACUUACAUGCAUUAUUAACCACUCGGACUGAAGAGCGGGUACUAAUAUUGUUGAUUAUUUUCGCCAUGUUACCUUGCUUUCUGCUUGCAAUUUUUUUUGUCAUUAUCAUCUUCUUGAAAACUCUUUACUGUUUCAACUCAUUUUU